UAAACAAAGCAAGAUGGCGGAGGCUAGAGCAGCUGAGGUCGGGAACUCGAGGACCAAGUGCUGGAGAGAGGUGGUAAGGGAAAUGUGGUCUGUGUUGGUUGCAGCUUCUACUGUUACAUGGAUUGCAGCUGUGUUGGGCAUGCUAAGAGUAACAGAGGCCCAUGCUAACACUGUCACUUACACCUUUACACAGUUCCCUUAUAAAGAAUCUGUGGCCAAUGAGAAACUGUGGUCUGAGUACGAGGUAGCCUGUGCGCAGUCCCCAAGGUGCCUGGAGCUCCGAGGAGUACAGCAUACACGUUGUGUCCGUCAGUGCGUGUCCCCUUCUUGCUACCUUGACAUCUAUACACAUGAUGAGCUUGAAGAAGGAGAAAUUGAUGUUCGACUGUCUUCCUUCAAAGGAUGCUUUCUCCAACGAAUGUCAGGGCAUCGGCGUCCCUGAGGCCAGCCGGACUCUGUUCUCGCCCACCCUCGGCCUUCCCCAAACAGGAUUCCAUUCCCCCCAGACCCUCUGAUGCAGCUCUGGUCCCGUCUUUUUGUGAGGGACUUGGAGGAGGUGGCACUCAUGGUCUACCCAUGGCCAAGGGUUCCUGUGACUAGGUUCUGAUGAAUUAAUACCCAUGACUGUAAGUACUCUUUUGAGGGGUGGAGUUUGACUGUAGUUUUAUGACAAUUGUGAAAAAAAAAAAAAAUAAA
This is a messenger RNA of Penaeus monodon (black tiger shrimp), 696 nucleotides long. RefSeq lists its product as uncharacterized. The coding region runs from base 14 to 442 and encodes 142 amino acids. The record is from RefSeq and is a predicted model, not a curated record. The transcript has 4 exons. Lineage: Eukaryota; Metazoa; Arthropoda; Malacostraca; Decapoda; Penaeidae.